UUAUACUUUGUGGAAAAUUGGGGAUUUCUCGAUUUCAUUUCUGAGAAGUAUGUAAUAUUGAGAAGCCAGAUGCGUUUUGCGUUAGGAAUAAAUCCCCGGUAACGAGUAGGAUAACCUAUCUGAAGAGUCAAUUAAUGAUUGAAGAUAAUCAGUAUGGCAGAUGAUCCACCUACCAGAGAUGUUAAGGAGUUUCAGUUCCAGCAGAUGUGCAAGGUUCAGGUGGCAGCCAGACAGACCGACUCUGUUCCCAAACACAGGUCACAACUGCUGGCUGUGUCCAACAAAUAUGGAUUGACUUUUGUUGGUGUGCAGGAAGGCUUUAAGGUCAUAAAAACCAUUGAUCUCAUCAAUGCCGAUGCCAAUGAAUCAGACAAGAACAAGGUGGUGACUGACCUCCCUAUGUGGACAGUGGUCAGUACAGAGAGUGCCCCCACCCACCUGGCCCUCAGCAAUGAUGAUAUGACCCUGGCCGUGUGUGUAGAGAGGGAAGGGUUACCUUUGGUCUUACUGUAUGACAUCAGGGUGUUUGCUGAGAAGGAUUCUAAGCCAAGAACUUUCCAUACUAUCCCAUUAUACACUAGCCCCAGUGUCAGACUGGUAGACUUUGUAUGGAACCCUGGCACAGACUUCCCUGCUGUCUUUGCUGCUGUCAUGUCAGAUGGUAGCUUGAAGUUGAUGGAAGCCACAGAAAAUCUGAAGAUAAUGGGCAGCUUGAAGGCUGGCUCUGGGGUCACUGCAGUAUGUUGGAGCCCUAAAGGAAAACAGAUAGUGGUUGGAAAGAAGGAUGGUACCAUGCAACAGUACGACCAAGAGUUAAAACUCAAGAAGAAUAUUGCAGCGCCCACUAUUUUUCAAGACCCCAUGAAAGUCCUAGAUAUUCAGUGGUUGACAACCUUCACAUUUCAAGUGGCUUACAUGCCCCAAGGAGAUGCCAUCACAGAGCAGCCUUCACUUGUGUUUGUACACGCCCCAAAAACUGGCAAUUUAGUUUUCACCAAUUAUGAAGAUGUGUGUUUUGGCCAGGGAGAGGACAGAGAACCUGUUUAUUAUCUUCACCAUAUCAUCAAGUGGGGGGUAAUGACGGUGGCUUCUGCCAAUGCUACAGAGUGUGGAAUUCUGGGCAAGAAAGCAGAUAACCAGGAAUGCUGGGAAUUGUGGACCCUGGAGGACAGUGGGCGUGCUCAGCUCCCCACCACAGAGGAUUACGAUGACACUUAUCCUGUGGGUGUGGCCAUAGAUUAUACAUCACAGAGGCAGAUACCACUGGGGGAAGAUAAGUUCCAUCCCCCUGCCCCUGUUUAUAUGCUCCUCAACACAGAUGGACAGUUGCUUUUGUUUUAUAUGAUGAAUUAUUUCCCUGGAGCCGAGCAGCUGACAUGUCCACCACAGGUGCUGACAUCUGCUGGGGCAAGAAUUGGAAAGGGCGAAGAGCAGGCAAUCCCAAAACAACCAGCAGCGGUAGCACCAUCAACUACAUCUGCUGCACCUGCCAAGACAAGCUUAUUUGGUAAACCAGGAGGAGGCUUUUCUUUUAGUGCAGCCCCAACUAGUGGUGGUUCUGGGGGGUUUGACCUGGCUAAGCCCCUUGGACAGGCAACUGCAAUGUCUGUGCCAAAACCCAGUCAAGGAGCUGCCACAACUUCUGCUCUCGGUGCAACCAAAUUUACCUUUGGUGCAGGAACCACUGGAGCACCAUCUGGUGGAUUGUUUGGAAGCACUGCAGGGCUGCCCUCUAGUGGCAGCGGCUUUACACUGGGCUUUGGCACCACUGGGCAACAGCCACCAAAAUCUGUUCCUCCUGCAAAUACGAUCAUGUCUGCUGCCCCUGUGGCAACUACUGCACCACUGACGUCAUUAUUCAGCAUGAAAGGAGCUCCUCCCAGUUAUACCAGCAGCCUGGCUGUGAAGUCCACACCAGGAGCAGCCAUGUUUGGAGGGAGCAGGCCUCUGACUGGUGACCAGACAGAUGCAACAUCCGCAGGGUUUGGUGUGCCUCAGCAAGUUUCAUCAUCAUCUGACCCACCAGGGCUCUUCUCGCAACCCAAACCAGUCACAACACAACCUUUUGGACAACCAAGCACUGGUCAACUCUCUGGUAUUCUCGCCGGCCAGUCAAAGUUACCACAAGUUACCAUAGCAACAACACAGCCGCAGCAGCAGCAGCUCAGACCCACCAUGACAUCACUGCCUCAACAGCCAGCGUCAUCUAUUAGCAAACCUAUUGCAGUGUCGCACCCUGUUCAGGUUUCUACCACUGUAGCUCAGCCUGUUUCGUCAGCUUCAAGAGACCCACAGCCUCAUGGGAUAGGAUCUGUGAGCCAUCCCUCUCCUGAGACUACUGGGAUGCCAUCUGGAGGCAAAAUUUCAGCCAAUCAAACAGUUGAGAGCACUUUUACAAGGAGCAUUGUGGAAGAGAUGUCCCACUUUGAAAAGGAGAUGCAAGACUUGAAGAGCCGGUCCUCACAGUGUCAGUACAAAGUUGGCACUAAAGAGGAGCUGUCAAAACUAAGGAAAGACACAGAGUCAGUGGAGUUGUUCAUCAAGGAAAUCAAGACUGUGACCCAGGCAAGUAACAGUGAGAUCCACUCUUUAAAAUCUGAUGUUUUGGAAGCCUUCACACAGCUUGAGGAGUGCCAUGUCAGACAACAGCGCAAUAUGGAGCCUCGUUAUCAACAGCUCCUAAAAUCUCGUGCCCUAGAUCCCAUGAGCACAGCCAAGAUGAAACAGCUGCGAGCUGUGACACAGAAUAUUGAAAAGACCCUAAAUGAUGCUAACUUUAAACUAGAUGAAGAGUGGGAGAAUCAGCAAGACAAGAAGGCCAAAGGGAGGCAGAUGCAGGCCCCCUCCACUGACACAAUCUACAGAACCCUAAGUAACAACCACAAUCUGAUCCUGUCAAUGACCAAGAGGAUUGAGAGUCUGGUGACAGAUUUGAAAGCCAUGAAGUUACAUAACCUGACGGCUUCUUGGGAAAAUAGGAGCUUUAGCAUCCCAGAGGAGAAGAGUGACCUUGAACACCAGGAGUUGGCCAGUCUGGCUGAUAGUCUGCUGGAGACCAGACUGUCUCCAAAGAAACCCCCCGUGAAGAGUUUGUCACCAGAGAAGCAGUCCAGACUCCGUCAGUUGCUGGGAAGGAGGGCAGUGACACCUGUGAAAGUGACAGCUCCAGCCAAUUUAUCCAUGUCCAAGAUAGUCUCUGCACAGGAUCUUCGCAGAGUCUUGUCUAAGAGAUUUGAGGAAGAUUCUUUUAUUGAAGAGAAACCCCGUGAUACUGUCACAGAACUUAAGGCUGCUGCUAAGGUGAAGGAGAGCCCAGGAAUUAAUGAGGAAGAGAAAAUUCCUUCCACUACCCAAGUUGUUCUUGCUUCUAUGACAGCUAGAAAGGGGUUGUUUACAUCACCAGCGUCAACUUCAACACCCUCUCGACCCUUGACCUUUGGAACUGGUCCGGUGCCUCCAUCUGGCGGCAUGUUUGGUGGAGCAAAGAUGGCUGAGAGCCCUGGUCCUGCCCUAGGCAACCUUAUGUCUGCAGCACCAGCAAAGCCGACAACUACCACAGUUACAGUUUUGUCUGGUACUAAGCCUGCAGACACUGGUUUGUGGCCAACCUUUGGCAGCAUGUUUAACCCUGGGGCUGCUGGUACCAUCAAAUUUGGCACCGACAGCACCUUUAGCAGAGGGCCUCCAGCAAAUGAACCUUUUCAGGAACCUCAAGUUGAAGACUUGACUCCAGAGUCUACAUCAGAGAGUGGAGAUGAGGAGGAGGAAGAAGACAGAGUGGAGGACCUGGCUGAGGAGGAUAACCAAGCUGGUGUUGGCCAAACCUUACUAGCUGCAAGUGGCUCUGCAGGAGCUACUGGAUUGAAAAUUGGUUUCAUGGGAGGAAAUCAGACCAGCUUUACCUUAGGAGAGUUUGCAUUUUGGAAAGCAAUGCAAAGCUCAUCAGAGAAACCACCUGUUAAGUCUGAAGCAAAACCAACAAGUGGGUUCUCAUUUAGUGCCCCUCCUCCCACUACAGUCUCUUCAAGUGGAAAAAGCACUGCAGCUUCAACUUCAACCACAACUGCAACUGUCAGCCCUUCUGUUUCCUCUGGAGCUGCAGCGCCAACACGUACUACUUUAUUUGGUGGAACUGGUUAUGUAUUGGGGUCAAAACCUGCAGCAACUGUGACAACAGCAAAAACAACAUCUGCAACUACAGCCAGUGUUUUCAGUGGUUCUGGUGGCAAACCAAGUGAAGGGAGCACCACUUCUGUCAGUCAAGGCUUAGUGGGGAAGCCUGAAGCAGCCAACAGUUCACCAAAAGUCAGCGUGUCUGGUGAUGCUGGGGCCGAACAAGGUGAAGGGGGGGCCACUUCUGUCACUUUUGGCCAAAGCUUGAAUGGGAAGCCAAUAGUACCCACAAGUUCAGUACAAGUGGAAGAGUCAUCCCCAGUGGUUUCAAAAGUGGAAACGGUUACAACAACAACUUCUUCAGCUUUUGGCUCUGGCUUUUCUUUGGCAACAGGCACAUCGGCACCAUCUGGUGGAUUUUCCUUUGGGGGAUCCAACUUUGGUGGAACUGCAACUACAUCUUCAUCUGUGGCUGGGGGUGCGGCAGGGAGUGCUGCACCAGCAACAUCUGGUGUGGGUCUCUUCGGAAAAUCAACUGCCAGUUCAGGGUUUGGAUUUGCAUUUACUCAGCCAACAACAGGGGCAUCUGUAUUUGGUGGAUCUUCUACAGUGACUGCUACAACAGCACCAGCAACAACAACUGCAGCAUCAGCACCUUUAGGAACAGUAGCAACUACUGCAACAGCAGAGACAACAACAGCUGUUACGACUACUGCUGCAACAAGUUCAUUGUCUGGAGGCACUUCAACUAGCACUACGACCACUGCAACUUCAUUAUUCAGUGGUGGUGGAGCAGGCACUGGGUUAUUUGGGCAGGCAACUACCAGUGGAGCUACAGGGUUUACGGCCCUGGGCAGAGGGGGGACUUCACUCUUUGGAGGUCAAGGUCAACCAGCUACAAGUAACACAGAGGCAGCAGCUGCCACAACUACUAUUACUACUACUACUACUACUACCACAGCUCCUACUGCAGCAACUUCUACAACUUCAUUGUUUGGUGGUAUACAGACUACCACCUCCUCCACUGGGGUGUCCAUAUUUGGUACCCAACCCUUAGCUAGUACAUCUUCUGUAUUUGGUGGUACCCAACCUUCAACAAUUACAUCUUCUGUAUUUGGUGGUACCCAACCUUCAACAACUACAUCUUCUGGAUUUGGUGGUGCCCAACCUUCAGCUACUACAUCUUCUGUAUUUGGUGGUACCCAACCUUCAGCUACUGCAUCUUCUGGAUUUGGUGGAACCCAACCAUCAGCUACUACAUCUUCUGUAUUUGGUGGUACCCAACCUUCAGCUACUACAUCUUCUGUAUUUGGUGGAACCCAACCUUCAGCUACUACAUCUUCUGUAUUUGGUGGAACCCAACCUUCAGCUACUACAUCUUCUGUAUUUGGUGGAACCCAACCUUCAGCUACUACAUCUUCUGUAUUUGGUGGAACCCAACCUUCAGCUACUACAUCUUCUGUAUUUGGUGGAACCCAACCUUCAGCUACUACAUCUUCUGUAUUUGGUGGAACCCAACCUUCAGCUACUACAUCUUCUGUAUUUGGUGGAACCCAACCUUCAGCUACUACAUCUUCUGUAUUUGGUGGAACCCAACCUUCAGCUACUACAUCUUCUGUAUUUGGUGGAACCCAACCUUCAGCUACUACAUCUUCUGUAUUUGGUGGAACCCAACCUUCAGCUACUACAUCUUCUGUAUUUGGUGGAACCCAACCUUCAGCUACUACAUCUUCUGUAUUUGGUGGAACCCAACCUUCAGCUACUACAUCUUCUGUAUUUGGUGGAACCCAACCUUCAGCUACUACAUCUUCUGUAUUUGGUGGAACCCAACCUUCAGCUACUACAUCUUCUGUAUUUGGUGGAACCCAACCUUCAGCUACUACAUCUUCUGUAUUUGGUGGAACCCAACCUUCAGCUACUACAUCUUCUGUAUUUGGUGGAACCCAACCUUCAGCUACUACAUCUUCUGUAUUUGGUGGAACCCAACCUUCAGCUACUACAUCUUCUGUAUUUGGUGGAACCCAACCUUCAGCUACUACAUCUUCUGUAUUUGGUGGAACCCAACCUUCAGCUACUACAUCUUCUGUAUUUGGUGGAACCCAACCUUCAGCUACUACAUCUUCUGUAUUUGGUGGUUCCCAACCUUCAGCUACUACAUCUUCUGUAUUUGGUGGAACCCAACAUUUAGCCACUACAUCUGUAUUUGGUGGAACCCAAGUUUCAGCUACUACAGCCUCAGUAUUUGGUGGAGCACAACCCACAAGUUCUACCAGCACCACACCACUUUUUGGUGGUGAACAGUCUGCCACCACUGCAACCACUGGCACAACGCUCUUUGGUAAUUCACAGGUGUCAAGUUCAACUGCAACACCACCCUUAUUUGGUAGCACACCAACUGCAAGCACUGCUACUUCAGCCCCGCUUUUUGGCAGUGCUCAACCCAGCACAACUUCCACUGGUGCAGCAUCCAUAUUUGGUGGUGGUUCCACUGUGACCUCUGGUGGAACAUUUGGGUCCUCUGGUGGUACAUCUGUCUUUGGUGUCCAGCCUUCAACCACAGGUGGAUCUGCCUUUGGGUCAAGCACAUUUGGACAGAGUGGCACAGGGUUGUUUGGUCAGCAGCAGACCUCCACAGCAACCAGUGGUACUGGAACUGGUCCAUUUGGCACACCUAGUGCAUCAGAGGCCCCUGGGGGUCUCUUUGGAGGUGGUGGGGGCCUGUUUGGGGGUCUGGGAGGAAAGCCAAGUAAAGAGAAUGCCAGUAAAAAUGUAUUUGGAGGAACUGGAUUUCAAGCUGCUCCAGCCAGUCAAGGAUCCAGUUUGUUUGGUUCCUCUGGUACCACCACCACCAGCCCCUUUGGUUCCCCAGCUCCCAGUGUAUUUGGGGCUGGCACCAGUGGUGGGGGUGGGGGUGCUUUCAGCAGUGGAAGUGGAGGGGUGGCACAGACAGGUUUUGGAGGAUUCAGCCAGCAACAACAACAAAAUAAACCACCAGGUGGGUUUGGUGCUUCUCCCACUUUUGGUGGAGCUGCUUCCUUUGGAGGACGACCUGCCUUUGGAAGUCCCCCUGCAUUUGGCAGCAGCAGUGUCUUUGGUGGAGGUGCUACAUUCAGCAGUCCUGUAGGUGGCAGCACAUUUGGGUCCUCCCAGACAGCCCAGGGUGGAGGUUUUGCUGCGUUUGCCAAUGCUGGAAGUAGCCCUACAUUUGGAGCCCUGGCCCAGGGGGGGAACACCCCAAGUUUUGGAAGUGCUGCCCAAUCCCAAGCUGCACCCACAUUUGGUGGGUUUGGAAGCCCUCAGGGGCAGCAACAAACAUCCCCCAAUUUUUCUGGAUGGCGCUAAAUGUGAGGUUUUUUAGAACAAGCCUAGAACUUUAUGAAAAGACCAAAGCAAGACUUGAUGGAAAGCAAAAGAAUGAUUUUAAGGAAGCAUAAUCAUAUAUUGUGGAAUUGAAUUAAUAAGAGUCAUUCAGCAAAAAAAAAAAAAAAAAACAUUUUUGAGUCUUAUCAGUGAUACACACCUUUGUGUUAUAUUUGCCUAAUUUCAACUUUAUUAUCAUUUUUUUUUUCACUUUUUACUAUGGUAUCCUACAAUGUGGAAAUCUACAACAAUUGUAACACCAGGAUAAGCACUGGGAUUUCUGGUGACUUUACCCCCCCUCCCUCCCGUCCCCUCCAAACUGUCUUGUUGAAAUCAAAAUUGUUAUGCAUUUAUUACACAAAAUGCGUGUCACUGUUAUGACUGAAAUGCUCACUUUGUUGUGUAAUGACCCGUCCUUUUUUUUUUUAAAUAAUAAAUGUGUUGUUGGUAAUAAUUGUACACAACUUUCAUGUAUCUAAAUCACUGAAAUGUUUGCUGCAACAGUAACUUUUUAAAAUGUACUCUAGCUUGUAUUUGGGAAAAUUUGACAUAAUUAUCAUUGAUUUUUGCAAGUGUUUUAUAUAUUUGAGGUAAACGGUAAAUAUUCACAAGGAUUUUUCAAAAUGUUCUCAUGGGUGUUGGAAAUGUUCUUUAACAGACAAUGGAACCUUACACAAUGUCUUAUCCUGAAGAUAGCAGUUGAAAUAUUGCAAGUGAUCUGGUUUGUAUUAUGAUCAAGGUUUUAGUUGAAAUGUUUAACUUCCAAGUAAAAAAUGUUUAAAGUAGAUGUGUAUUUAAUAUUCAGUCUUGUGUCUGUAAAACUGCAAAUCGUGACUGAUGAAUUUGUUUUAAUUGUGGUACAAUCCUACAAACCCCUGUAUAACUCUUAACAUAUAUAGAAACAGCAGUAUAUGCAAGUCAUUAUACUAUGGCUGGCACUUAGAAGAACAAGAUAAUUGCAAUUGUAUUUCACAUACAGGUUUGCCUGUAUUUUUAUGUUUCUGUGGUAUAAGUCAAUUCGCCUCGAUAUAAUUACGCUCUUGUAUGUCGCAUACAGUGGACUACCGGUGUUGUAACUAGUGCUUAGAAUUGAAAAUAGAGAAAAAUCUAUAUACAGUGUUUCAGAAUUCUUUGAAAAGACCUAAAAACAAACUUCACAACUAAAACAAAUCUAUCACAAUUAUAUUUUAUUUGACAAAUCUGUACACAUGUAUAUCACCGAUUUCUAAAUGACAAAAUUGGAUGAGAUGACACACAAUAAAUUUUACACACAUAUAAUCCACAUAGUUCAUAAAGGUAAAGUACAAAACAGACAUCCAUUGCUUCAAAGAAAUAUUAUAUUAUGAUUAAGUGCUUAAUUUAAAUGGAAUACCUUUCUUUACAUUAUCCUUUCUUGCAUCAUUUAACUUUCUCUGAUUAGGUGUUGAAUGUUUAGUGUCUUAUCUAAUCAAUCAGUUAUUAGUAAAUAAUAGUACUAAUAAAUGAAACGGAUAUUCAGACAGAAAGGCAAUUUCUUCUUAAAAUACUCAAGUCAUUUAUCUAACCAUUACUGUAUAUACACUCAUUGAAAAGGGAAAUACCCUUUUCACAUUAAUUAUUUCUUACAUCCAUAAGCCCUUGUUUAGAUAUUUAAGCAAGUUUAGUAGGUUUCUUCUAAAGAAGUCUAGGCUUUCCACUUCAGUGUGUAAGCUCAAGAAAAUGACUAAAAAUGGCAACAACUACUUUAAUUUACUUCAUUAUUAGAUGUUAAAUUAACAAAUAAGAAUUUAAAAUCUACUACUCCUGAUUGAAAAACUAUCACUAACUAAAAUGUAUCUGGGACCAUCUCAGAUUUUGGGGCAAAAAAUUAUCUUCAAAGUUUUUCUAGACAUCACUUCUAACUUUUG
Messenger RNA from Lingula anatina, 9359 nucleotides. RefSeq lists its product as uncharacterized. Gene Ontology annotation, molecular function: structural constituent of nuclear pore; protein binding. Gene Ontology annotation, biological process: protein import into nucleus; RNA export from nucleus. The record is from RefSeq and is a predicted model, not a curated record. Gene Ontology annotation, cellular component: nuclear pore. NCBI's taxonomy places the organism in Eukaryota, Metazoa, Brachiopoda, Lingulata, Lingulida, Lingulidae.